This is a messenger RNA of Cuscuta europaea, 1176 nucleotides long. The record is from the annotation of a GenBank genome assembly. NCBI's taxonomy places the organism in Eukaryota, Viridiplantae, Streptophyta, Magnoliopsida, Solanales, Convolvulaceae.
AGUAUUACCAGUUUAUUUCCCUGCGUAGAGAUUUCCUAGCCUUUCUCUUAGGGAGAUCUAUCCGUUCUUUCAGAAAGGAGAAAUCACGUGGAUACCAAAGGUCAAGGAUUAUCACCGCUAGGCUGGAAGAUCUGCUUUUAGGAAUGUCGAAUUUAUCAUUGAGAAGUAUCUUGGAUACAUGCAAGCUUACUGGACCAAACUUUCUAGACUGGGAAAGAAAUGUGCGUUUAGUUCUUAGACAAGAAAAUAUUGAGUAUGUGUUAGACACACCGGUACCCAAGAUUCCUGAUGCCAACUCUCCUGAGUUUGCCAUGUUUGACCUGACUGCUCGAGAGAAACAUGUCACUGAUGCUAAAAAUGUGCAAUGUGUUAUGUUGGCUGCAAUGUCUAUGGAGUUGCAAAGGCAACAUGAUAGGAUGAGCGCCUUCGAGAUGCUUGAACACUUGAAAAGUCUGUUUGAUUCAGAAAGUCAGACUCUAGAGUAUGAACUUCUGACAGACAUUUUCAAGUGUAGGCUUCAAGAGGGUGGCAACGUGUAUGAGCACGUCCUCAAAAUGAUUGGCUUAAUGGAAAGAGUUGCAACCACCGGAAUUAAGUUUGAGGAUCGUGUCUCAGCUGCUAUCAUCCUAUAUUCGCUUCCGAGUUCAUUUACUAACUUCAUUGUGAAUUAUAAUUUGAACAAAACGAAAGCGACCAUGCCUGAACUCCAUAACAUGCUCAAGUCUUAUGAAGCCUCAACCUCUAAAGGAAAGAUUGUUCUUAUGGUAAGCUCUAAUGCUAAGUCUCGUUCUAAGAACAAGAAUAAGCAAAAGAAGAAAGGUAAGGUUGGACCUACUCCUACAGCUCUGAAGCCUAAAGGUGGAGGUUAUAUGAAGCCAAAGGUUGCAAAGGAUGUUUGCCUCUACUGCAAAGAGAAGGGGCAUUGGAAGAGAGAUUGUGAGCUGUAUAAGGCUAAUCAAGCCAAAGCACCGGGUGCUUCAAGCUCAGAAGCCUAAGAAGCAGUGUAGCAGUUGGACUGGGUAAAAUUGACCUACGCGUGAAGGCUGGAGCAAAAGUUGCUGCUGAACGUGAUAUGAUCUUAUAGUUUAGAUUUGCCCAGUGAUUUUAGAUUAGAAUUAAAUAAUUGUUAUUUUAUUCCUUCUAUUACCAAGAAGAUUAUUUCCAUUCAUAUGUUAG